AAGUUUUAGGUCUCGUAGAUUUCCUUAUUCAAUUCUUGAGAGUGCCGCUUUCACUGUUCAAGCCUAGCUAUUUCAAAAUCACCUUCAUUACCUCCCGGAAUGGAAGCUCCAGUUGUUGAACACCCCAAAAGGGCCUAUGGACUACAAAAUAAUGCAUGUGGAACAUGUGCUAAAGCAAAGGUAAAAUGUAUGCCGUCUGAUCCCGUUGGCAACAAAUGCUAUCGCUGUCAACGACUUCGAAAAGAAUGCGAACCCCCAAAUAAACCGAAAAAACGACUUAAAGCUACCUCCGUGGCUGGACUCGAGAAGAAAUUAGAUGAUAUCGUUACUAUUCUGAGUACUUCGAAUCAUAUACCGAAAGCAUCAAUUGUACAACGUCAGGAUGACAUUCCGACGAACACUAAGUCCAUUGAUCCACCAUACUUACAAUCUCAGAAUGACAUUCCAAUGGGUAUCAAAUCUAUGGAUCCGCCACACUUGCUAGACCAUGUUACUGAACAGAUCCCAAACGACGAGACAUCAAUGUGUUUCGGUGAUAAUCUCAAGACCCCAUCCACUAGCAACCGCGUGGAUACAGAUUUAUAUCCAUCAUCGACAACUAUACCCCCCGUAAUCGAUCUUGAUGAUGAUUACGCACAUGCACUACUGGCCAUUUUCAAAAGCGACAUGGCUCCAUACUGUCCGUUCGUCCUCAUACUUCCGAAUAUCUCACCUCGCCAAUUUCAAGCAGAGAGACCAUUUUUAUGGAAAGCUAUUAUCACAGCUGCAUCUCACCGAAAUCCAACUUUUCAGGAUGCUUUUGGAAUUCGCUCUUUCGAGAAUUUUAUAACUGAAUUGUUGUUAAGAGGUCAGACUGCUAGUCUAGACAAAUUGCAAGCUUUGCUUGUUCAUCUUGGAUGGUUUCAUUACCAAUCUAUCAUAAACAAUCAAACAUUCAAUUUGAUUUACCUUGUGAAGUCAAUGGUGACAACACUUGGUCUUCAACGAUCAUUAAAGCAAGGUGCGACUAUGGAGAAGGUAUCGGUUGAUGGUACUCGACAAGCCAAUAAAGAUAGAUUGAGUAGUCGGAGACUUGAGGAGCUCCGGGCUUACGCAGGAUGUUUCUAUGCUACCUCAAUGAUGCCCCCAGGUAGUAGCGUUGAAAGUAUGAGAUACACUGUCCAGCUCGAAGAAGCAUGUAAAACGGUAGCCGAAGCAGGAGAGUUCCAGAGCGACAUAAUUCUUUUCCAUCUAGUAAAGCUGCAACAACUCACGAGGAAAAUCAAACACACAUUCUUCAAUCUCGAAGUGGGAUUCGGUCCUCGUAUCGUUCCGCAAAAGAUGUGUAUGGACUUAUUGCAGAGGGAACUAGAAACUUUCAAACACGAGCUACCAGAAAAUCUAAAAUCCCACUUCCUCAUAUCAAUCAACUACAGCAUUGCCGAAAUCAAUCUCUACGAAGCGGGCUUAAACGAUGCCGACUUCACAACUUCAGAUAGUCUCGAGCGACUCAGUAUCCUCAACUCCUGCCUAAUAUCCGUCAAAACCUUCCUCGACGACAAAGUCACUCAAUGGAUCGACUUCUCCAUCGCAGCUGCCUAUACCACCUGGGUCCAAGUCGGCUAUGGCAUUCUAGUCGCCCUGAAACUCUGCACCUGCAAAGCCGACGGUUGGGAUCGAGAGCACGCCCGCUCUGCCCUAAACAUCCAACACACGAUUGAUUUCCUCAUUGCAAAACUCAAGAUCAUCAUCUCCAUUCGAGGCAGAAGUCCAGAACUCCAAUCCCAACCCCAAUCGCCAAACCUAUCCACCACCACCACCCCCGAAAAAGACAUCUUCAUCCGCUUUUCCCGCCAACUUCUCCGCAUCAAAAGCUUGUACGAAGCAAGUCUCCACCCGCACCCCUCCAACUCAUCCCCCGAACCCGAAGAAGAAAUCCCUCAACCCUUUAACCAACACGAUGAAUCGACCACAGCACCACUUGUGAUACCGGAAAGUCACCUGCAAGAUGAGUUUUUGAUAGGUUUGGAUGAUAAUUUUUGGCUGGCCUUUCCCAGUGCGGAUGAUGGGUUUUGGAAUCUCCCGGAUGUUGCGUUGUGAGAUGUUUUAUUCGCGUGUUCUUCUGACGGAAAUCGGGUUUUGCAUAUAGGGAUAUAGGAAUAGUUUUGAAGGAUUGCGUAUUUCACGAGUGAAGUAUGUAGAUAGAAUUUCCCAGCAUUCAAACUCAAAUAUGAAUCCGAAUCUGAAUCUGAA
Messenger RNA from Botrytis sinoallii, 2232 nucleotides. RefSeq lists its product as uncharacterized. Gene Ontology annotation, biological process: regulation of DNA-templated transcription. Gene Ontology annotation, molecular function: zinc ion binding; transcription cis-regulatory region binding; DNA-binding transcription factor activity, RNA polymerase II-specific. Gene Ontology annotation, cellular component: nucleus. The transcript is spliced from 8 exons. NCBI's taxonomy places the organism in Eukaryota, Fungi, Ascomycota, Leotiomycetes, Helotiales, Sclerotiniaceae. Bases 100 to 2079 code for a protein of 659 amino acids. The record is from RefSeq and is a predicted model, not a curated record.